Messenger RNA from Hevea brasiliensis (rubber tree), 2170 nucleotides. RefSeq names its product hexokinase-3. The record is from RefSeq and is a predicted model, not a curated record. Gene Ontology annotation, biological process: glycolytic process; glucose 6-phosphate metabolic process; intracellular glucose homeostasis. Gene Ontology annotation, molecular function: D-glucose binding; fructokinase activity; mannokinase activity. Gene Ontology annotation, cellular component: mitochondrion; cytosol. NCBI's taxonomy places the organism in Eukaryota, Viridiplantae, Streptophyta, Magnoliopsida, Malpighiales, Euphorbiaceae. The transcript is spliced from 9 exons. Bases 370 to 1896 code for a protein of 508 amino acids.
UUUAAUGCUUCUUUGUGCUAGGACCAACUUCUCUCUCUAUACAGUCUACUCCUUCAUCUCUCUCUCCGAAAAACCUUAAAAAAAAAAAAACAACAACUCUUUUAAGCCUUUCCUCGAACGGUUCAUCUACAAGGAGAAACUUCACCGGCGAUUAUCGUCGUUACGAAACCGCCGGUGGGAACCUGAAAUACCUUGAAAUCAGAAGCCAAGCAGAAAACGACUUCUUCUCCUAUCUCGGUUUCAUACAAUAGGUCAUUUCCAGAACAUAACAAACAGCUUUCAUAAUGAAACGGCGACGUUUUGGUGCGUAAGGUUAUAUGCAAGUAUCGAUUGUUGCAUUUGUAUAGGUAGGCAUAGUGGGAGGUGCUGAUGGGAAGGGUGACGGUGGCCGUGGCGGUGGGUGCAGCGGUGGUGGCAUGUGCGGUCGCGGGGGUAUUGUUUGGCAGGAGGGUAAGAAGUAGGAGGAAGUGGAGGAGUGUGGUGGGAGUGUUGAGGGAGUUGGAAGAGUCAUGUGAGACCCCUGUAGGGAGGUUGAGACAGGUGGUAGAUGCUAUGGCUGUGGAGAUGCAUGCUGGUUUGGCUUCUGAAGGAGGCUCUAAGCUCAAAAUGUUGCUCACUUUUGUUGACCAUUUACCUACUGGGAGCGAGGUAGGAACUUAUUACGCCCUGGAUCUUGGUGGUACUAAUCUCAGGGUCGUAAGGGUUCAACUAGGAGGUAGAAGCUCCUCAAUAUUGUCAAAAGAUGUGGAACUGCUGCCUAUUCCUCAGCACCUGAUGACAAGCACUAGUGAGGAUCUCUUUGACUUUAUUGCUACAACAUUAAAGCAGUUUGUUGAAAAGGAAGAAAAUAAUUCCGAGUUUUCUUCACUUAGAACAAGAGAACUUGGGUUUACAUUUUCUUUUCCGGUGAAACAAUUGUCUAUUCGUUCAGGGAUCCUUAUCAGAUGGACAAAAGGAUUUGCUAUUGAUGACAUGGUUGGAAGAGAGGUUGUUGAAUGUUUACAAGCAGGACUGGCCAGGAAUGGUUUAGACAUGCAGGUUGCAGUAUUGGUAAAUGAUACUGUGGGAACACUUGCUCUUGGACAUUACCAUGAUGCUGACACUGUUGCUGCAGUAAUAAUUGGAACGGGUACUAAUGCUUCCUAUCUGGAGCGGUCAGAUGCUAUUAUAAAGUGUCAAGGCCUUCUUACAACUUCUGGAGGCAUGGUUGUGAACAUGGAAUGGGGAAACUUCUGGUCAUCUCAUUUGCCAAGAACUUCUUAUGAUAUUGAUUUGGAUGGUGAAAGCCCUAAUCCAAAUGAUCAGGGUUUUGAGAAAAUGAUAUCGGGACUGUAUCUAGGUGACAUAGUUAGGAGAGUGAUUCUCAGAAUGUCACAGGAGUCAGAUAUCUUUGGUCCUCUCUCUCCCAGCUUGUUGGUGCCGUUUAUUUUGCAUACACCCUUCGUGUCUAAAAUGCACGAGGAUGAUUCUCCCGAUUUGCAGGAAGUGGCUAGAAUCUUGAAAGAAAAACUGGAGAUUCCAGAAGUCCCUUUGAAGGUCAGAAAGCUUGUUGUACGAAUAUGUGAUGUGGUGACCCGUAGGGCUGCUCGAUUGGCAGCUGCUGGCAUUGUGGGAAUCUUGAAGAAGAUUGGUCGGGAUGGGACAGGGGGCAUCAGCAGUAUAAGAGGUAGAAGUGACAUAAAGAUGAGAAGAACAGUCGUUGCAAUUGAAGGGGGUUUAUAUACUAGCUAUACAAUGUUCAGGGAGUACUUGCACGAAGCCUUGAAUGAAAUAUUGGGAGAAGACAUCGCCCAACAUGUCAUUCUUAAGGCCACAGAAGAUGGAUCAGGCGUCGGAGCAGCUAUCAUUGCUGCCUCAUAUUCUUCCUACACUGUGGAUAGCGUACAGUUGCUAUAAAUAUAUAUAUAUAUAUAUAUAUAUAUUAUUUAUAUAUACAUAUAGCCCCUGUAAAUGUAGAAUUCAUUUCAAUAUACUGAAAGGGUUGUCACUAAAAUUUGAUCUUUCCAAAUGGGUUCUCACUGUAUCUUUAUGUUUAAUUUUUUUUCCCCUUUUCCAAUUUUGGUUUAUUUAUUUUUCUUUUUCUUUCUAGGCCUGUAGUAUAUUGAUGAUGUCAAAUGUUAAAUGAUGUUCUUUGUCUUUGAAGAAAUGAAAAGUGAUGCCUUUUACAUUC